AUUUAAUUAUAUGUAAUGUACUAAUAUUACAUUAAUUAAAAACAAUUUUUUUUUUCUAAAAAACAUUUUUCACUUGUUCUCCCCACUGUCUAAUCCUUUCCCGUUCCGAAACCCAGCCAGCCACCGCCGUCAGCCACUUCAGCUGUCCACAACCACUGUCUGCCUCCAUGUUUGCUGAGCAAUGCAUAAAGCGAGAUUCGUCAGACAGUUGCUUAACCAGACGAGUGAGCUAAGCUAACCACUCAACCAGCACAAUUUGGUUAUUAUUAUUUAUUAUUUAUCCCCAAAAGAGUUCUGGUAGCCUUCCCCUCAAGAGCCAUAGAAGUUGUCUCCAUGGCUAUGCCUACAAGGGCCCUCUUCCAGGAUCCGCUGCGAUCCAAAAGCACUCCACUCUUCAAAUUCAUGUUGUUCCUCUUUUUACUGUCUAUGGUGCUGGGACAUGAAACUGUUGAAGUGGAGCACUACCCGCUGGUUGUGAGUACUUGGCCGUUUGUUGAGGCCGUUAGAGCUGCUUGGAAGGCUGCUGAUGGUGGUUCAACAGCUGUGGAUUCUGUGGUUGAGGGUUGCUCAACUUGUGAGGAACUGAGAUGUGAUGGAACAGUUGGUCCGGGUGGAAGUCCAGACGAGAAUGGAGAAACUACAAUUGAUGCUCUGGUCAUGGAUGGGGCGACUAUGGAAGUAGGAGCUGUCGGUGCCAUGAGAUAUGUAAAGGAUGGAAUCAAGGCUGCUAGGUUAGUAAUGCAACAUACUGAGCACACAUUGCUGGUAGGAGAGAAAGCAUCGUCAUUUGCGAUAUCAAUGGGUCUUCCAGGACCCACAAACCUGAGUUCAUCAGAAUCUAUAGAGAAGUGGGCUAAAUGGAAAGCUAAUAACUGCCAACCCAAUUUCUGGAAGAAUGUCUUACCUGAAAACAGCUGUGGUCCUUAUCGGCCGACAAGUUACCUGGAGCAUACCGAUGAAACAUGCUUGAAGACUUAUGCGAUGCAAACUACUGAUUUAAGAUUUCUCGAUCUUGGUCAUCGGAUCCAUGAUACUAUAUCAAUGGCCGUUAUUGAUAGAAUGGGACAUAUUGCUGUUGGCACAUCGACUAAUGGGGCGACGUUCAAGAUUCCUGGCAGGGUAGGUGAUGGUCCGAUAGUUGGAUCGUCUGCAUAUGCUAAUGAAGAAGUUGGUGCAUGCUGUGCAACUGGGGAUGGUGACAUCAUGAUGCGCUUCCUUCCAUGUUAUCAAGUUGUUGAAAGCAUGAGGUUGGGAAUGAAUCCGGAACUUGCUGCGAAAGAUGCAAUAGGGAGAAUAGCAAGAAAGUUUCCAGAUUUUAUGGGAGGCAUUGUUGCCGUUAACAAAAAGGGGGAACACGCCGGAGCUUGCCAUGGAUGGACAUUUCAAUACUCAGUGAGGAGCCCUGGAAUGAAAGAUGUGCAAGUCUUUACUGUGCUACCCUGAAAGGUACAACACUAUUCAAUAAAUUAGCCUUACAAUAUUAAGGUUAGUAAGUAAAUUGGGGACUCUAAAGUGUGAAAUAUCGAGAAUGUUAGAGAAUUUGGUGUUUUACUUAGAUGUGGGAGUAUUAUGCAAAUAUGCGGUACGCCAGGAGCAAAUUGCAAAUAACUAUUACAAAGUAUUAAAAUACUUGAUUUUGAAGUUUACCAAGAGUGUAAUUUCGUAAUUUCACAUGUUUAAUAGUAAGGAGGAUAGCUGCAAAUGUUCAUUGUUCAUAUUUCAUUGUGCAUAAGCCAUGACACUUCGAUUGAGAGGAUCUUGCAGUUUUAGGAUAAUUUGAGAGUAAACUAAACUAACCAGUAACCACCACAAGCUUUGAGUGGUGCAAUGGACACUGACAGUGUAGGUCGGCGGAAGGUUGUUGCGACGGUGGCAGCAGGAAGGCGAAGCCGGUAAUUCUUGUGGAUGAUUUUAUUAAUUUUUUAUUUUUUUUAUGGAUAAAAAUAAUAGUUUAUUCAAGAUGAAACCAUAAAAUGUACAUAUAUUGUAGUGUUAUCGUUGGUAUGAACUACUUAGUUGGAAUAGAUUGACACCAUUAA
Molecule: messenger RNA, 2039 nt
Organism: Arachis stenosperma
Lineage: Eukaryota; Viridiplantae; Streptophyta; Magnoliopsida; Fabales; Fabaceae
Product: probable isoaspartyl peptidase/L-asparaginase 3
Exons: 9
Coding region: 334-1443 (369 amino acids)
Biological process (GO): protein deglycosylation
Molecular function (GO): N4-(beta-N-acetylglucosaminyl)-L-asparaginase activity
Source: RefSeq, a predicted model, not a curated record